Messenger RNA from Symbiodinium natans, 768 nucleotides. The record is from the annotation of a GenBank genome assembly. NCBI's taxonomy places the organism in Eukaryota, Dinophyceae, Suessiales, Symbiodiniaceae.
AUGGUCGUUACGGCGACGGAUCCAGUCAAGGAAGUGAGAAGUGAGGAUGCUCAGGGGGUGCCCGGCCUGCCACGUAAGGAAGUGCUGGAUGAUACUCCUAUGGUGCCUGGACUGCAGCAGCCGACCAGAGCAGCUCGGCGCGCCCGCGCGACCGCCAGGUCAUCCACCAGCACAAGGCCUACGGCCCCACAGGCUUCCGGUGAGCCCGUGCCUAUACCAAGACCGAUGACACUCUUGGAGAAGUUCCCUCCUUCCCCCCCCACUCCAAGCGAGAACCCAGCACGACACAUGAUGGCACGUCUGGCCGACGUCGGCAAGGCAAACAUGGCUUUCUAUCCUUGCGGUGGGGAGAGGGAGGAACUCGGGGAGGAUGAGCUCCACAAGUUCCUUACGAAAGGCCAGCCCAAGUCGUGCAUAAUGCAGUGCACUUCACGCACGGAGCGUUUCCAACUCGCAUUGUUGGAUCAACAAAACGGAAUGAACCCCUCUUUUAUCAAUGCAAAAGAGAAGUCCUUCCUUCAUGCCAUCAGCCAGGAUGAAAGGUGCAGAAUGUUCUCCCUGAAUGAUGAGGAAAGGGACAUCCUGGAUCAGGCAAACGAAAGUGAACAAGGGCUCGCUAUGCCAAGCGUGCCAGCCCCGUCAACAGAAAGGCAGAUGCUUUCCUACCCCUUGUCAGAGCCUGUGGAGCACCCGAUGGACGCUGUUGACAUCAUCAAGGACACUGUGAGCCGCUUCUUCCGUCUCACGCUGUCGGCAUGGGACUCGUAA